GCACAAAUUUGCCAACCACAUUAUUAGACGCACUCGACUGACGACUGACUGACGGCCUACUCGUUGGUUGCUCAUCGUUCACCAAGGUCUUCGAGAUCCUCCAAGUAUUUAAACGUACUGCGCCUUUUCGCAGGGACACACAAAGAGCUCCGUCUUUGGAGAUGAAAGUUUAUCAUUAGCGGUACCCGGUACCACGCAACUUGCGAUAUUUUAUCUGUAUAUAUUACUCUUUUACCGAACAAUAGUUCGCCAUGUCGUGCGCCAAGGUGUUGAUCGUUGGGUUCGUCUGCAGUCUCCUCGGCAUCGCUUCCGGCGAGAUUUACGACAGGACUCUUUACAUCAGGAGUCUUCCCGGAUUUCCUGGCUACAGGAGCGACCUUUACGAGGUCUACAUGGAGCCCUACCUUUUCUCAAUGGGACUGAAAGCAGUCGUCCAAAUUCGGGCGCUCGGGGACGAUGGUUCGCCUGUCGAUGGACCCCGUGGAGAACUGACGCUUCAACAAUUAUUUGAGGGACUCAGGAUAAACGGGACAAUAGAAGGACUCAGCCCCGGACUCCACGGCUUCCACGUUCACGAAAAGGGCGAUUUGAGAGAAGGAUGCAAAUCUGCAGCAGGUCACUACAAUCCUUACACGAUGCGUCACGGAGCCCCAAACGACCUUCUGCGGCAUGUAGGUGAUUUGGGAAACAUCGAGGCGGGGGAAGAUGGAAUCGCGAAAGUGGAUAAAAUGGACCAUUAUCUAACGUUGACUGGAGUUCGUGGUGCGAUAGGCAGAACGCUUGUUGUCCAUGAAAAAGCUGACGAUUUUGGACGGGGACAAAGUGACGAUAGUCUGACAACAGGUGCUGCUGGGAAUCGUGUCGCCUGCGGAAUAGUUGGAUUCCUGUAAAUUCCCAGUCCCAUAAAAGUGUGCGAAACACAAUUUAUAUAUUAUCCUACGUUACAGGCACAAUUCGCCAAUUUUCCUGGCACGCAGUUUUCUCAGCAAUAAACAUGCGUUGAACU
Messenger RNA from Diprion similis, 1006 nucleotides. RefSeq names its product superoxide dismutase [Cu-Zn]-like. Gene Ontology annotation, biological process: removal of superoxide radicals. Bases 252 to 890 code for a protein of 212 amino acids. NCBI's taxonomy places the organism in Eukaryota, Metazoa, Arthropoda, Insecta, Hymenoptera, Diprionidae. Gene Ontology annotation, molecular function: copper ion binding; superoxide dismutase activity. The record is from RefSeq and is a predicted model, not a curated record. The transcript has 3 exons.